This is a messenger RNA of Dimorphilus gyrociliatus, 1326 nucleotides long. NCBI's taxonomy places the organism in Eukaryota, Metazoa, Annelida, Polychaeta, Dinophilidae. The record is from the annotation of a GenBank genome assembly.
AAUACUUUCAAGUCUUUUCGAAGAGAACGUUUACAAUAUUUUCUGAAAAAUAGAAUUGAAAAAAACAUAAUUCAUAUUCUUCAUCAAAAAAACAUGGCGGAAAUACAUGAAAAUUUAAUAGAAAUGAAUGUAAGGCAAUUAAUCAAUUAUAGGGAUUUACCAAAACUCGAAAGCUAUACGAUUCUUAGACAAAUGGCUAUAGAAACGUUACAAACGAUAGAUAUUGUAAAACAAACUGAAUUGUCUAAAAUUAAUAAUGAAAAGAUGAAUUUAAUAGAGAAACUACAAGGUAAAGAGAACAGUUUAAAAGAUGAAAUAGAGAAAUUCUACACCAAUAAAAAAUCGUUAUUAAAUAUGUUUUUAGAUGAAAUAACUACUUUAGAAGAAUAUGAAGAGAAUCAAACAAAUAUAAUAAACGAUAUAACAAUUAAUGAACUACACGAAAAACUUGAGAAAUCUUUAAAAUUUUGCAUUAAAAAUAAGGCUAUUUUUGAGAAAAUUGAUAAUUUGGUGGAUAAUUUCCAAAUUGGAAAUAUUUGUUUUCCAAUAUUAAACAAUCCAGACGAUGAGGAAUGUUAUACAUUAAAUAUUAAUAUGAAAAAAAUCAUUUCAAAUUCAAUAACAUUCUUUGGAUUAUCUCAAAUGGGUAACAUCUUUGAUCUAACUAUGAAAACGUUCUAUAGAACAUCGCAUUUAAUUAAGGAUAUAUGUAUAACUUAUAAUGGAAAAUUAUCAUUUAUCGCUAAUUCUCGUUCGGGUAGACUUACCCUCUACAUCCUUUCGGAUUGUAAUCAUAUUACUCAUACAAUAGCUAUUCCAACCGAUAAAAAGCGUUUCUCCUACGACGUUCUAGAAAGGGAAUUUAUACUUUACGAAUCGAAUUUAAUAACAUUCGUUAGCCUUUCAAAUGGAAAACAAUUAAGAAAAUUGGAACUAAAUGAUACAAGAUUCUAUAAUCAUAGAAUCUUUGGAGAUUCUAUGUUCAUUUCUCUUCAAGACAGGAUUAUUACAAUUAAACUCGAUUCGUUAAUAAGAGAGGAUGUUAUCAUUAAUAUGAAAUCUGAAAACUUCAACCUUCGAAGAGCUAUUGUUGAAAAAAUUAAAAAUGGACAAUUUCUCCUAUCAAAUCCAACUGACUUGUACGUUAUUGAUCCUAUUAAAAAAUCAGCUUCGUCCUAUCAAACUAAUAGAAUAUUCCGUAAUGAAAAUCUACUAGAUUAUCGAAUUACUAAUCAAAAAGUAAUCUUUUGCUAUAGUUCUCUUCAAUCCAAUAGAAUUUUUACAUUUAAACAUUUUAGACUUGAUUUUAUUGAUUAUUCAAUGUAA